This is a messenger RNA of Cloeon dipterum, 1621 nucleotides long. RefSeq names its product Glycoprotein hormone beta 5 (gene Gpb5). NCBI's taxonomy places the organism in Eukaryota, Metazoa, Arthropoda, Insecta, Ephemeroptera, Baetidae. Gene Ontology annotation, biological process: G protein-coupled receptor signaling pathway. The transcript has 3 exons. The coding region runs from base 1023 to 1484 and encodes 153 amino acids. Gene Ontology annotation, molecular function: hormone activity. The record is from RefSeq and is a predicted model, not a curated record. Gene Ontology annotation, cellular component: extracellular region; cytoplasm.
GAAGUCUGAUUUCAUUUAUUCCCAACAUGAACACAACCUCGAGUGGUCGCCUAUUUUCAAAACUCUCAUUAUAGAUAGUCAAAGUAGUCUAAUGGUGAAAACCCUCCAACCCCUAUUUUGCACUCUAAAAAACGCAUAUUUUUACAAUUUUUAUUGUAUUUUCAACUAACUGCGCAAUGGAUUUGGAUAUUUAUCCCCCUUGAAAUGACUUCAGCUCAUUUUCAUGGAACGUGAAGAAAGGUCGAAUGGUACGCAGGUUUUAUAUUUUUGACUCUUUCUGGAACCCGAAAUUUAAUUGACAAACUUUUUUUCUGAACGAAAAGGACGUUUUUCACCAAAUCUCAGCUUAUAUAAGCAUCAGAACUACAGAACACUGCACACCGUUCUACUCAUCAUGACCACCCCUAACUAGAUGUAGAAGUUGAAGGGUGUCAACCCCAUGUUAACCCCACAAAGAGAAUGAGUCAAAUUGCGAUUAAAAAGGAUCACACACAACUGAAGAGAUAAAACGAACGCAGUUGUUAUUGCCACAGUUAUUUCUAAUAAUCCCUGACUGUGAAAGCGAUCCAUUCAAUUGCAUGUUCCAUCCGUUCAAUAUACUAAACGAGCAGCCAGCCUCAGCCAUUCACGAACAAACAAGUGUCAGUGAAGCCCUUUAUGAAUGGGGCGAAAGUGCUCCAUCAUUGAUCACGCGGUGCGAUUGCAUUUUUUUCCCUCUUGCGAAUGCGAACAAACGAAAUAUUGCAAUGCCUACCGCCCGCACCCACCCCCGCCGCCCCCGUCGUCUCGGUGAUGCACCCCCACCCCGGGCGACUCGUGAAUGAGUCGCGUAGUCAUGAAUGAAGAGGCGGUAGGGCCGCCCCACGGCCGCCGAGGGUCGGCGGCGCCUUGCGAGGGCACGCGCCCUGCAGCCGCCAGUCUCCGCCCCCCGAGGUUUUUAUCAGGCAGCGCCAGGUGGACCAAAGGGCGAGCAACGGCCGGUGUCGCUCUCUUAUCUCCGCAUCCACUCUGCAGACAAAAGGAUGAGUGCGACCGUGCUGUUUGGCCUGCUGCUGCUGCUGGCGACGCAGGGCAGAGCCCAAAUCGAGCUGAACCCCAUCCUGGCCGACAUGGCGCAGAUCGACAUGUCGAACACGCUGGGCUGCCACCGCCGUCUCUACAGCUACAAAGUCAUCCAGUCCGACCCGGCCGGACGCUCGUGCUGGGACGUGGUCAACGUCAUGUCCUGCUGGGGCCGCUGCGACUCCAAUGAGAUUUCAGACUGGCGCUUCCCGUACAAACGCUCGUUCCACCCGGUGUGCAUGCACGACGACCGCAGGCCGAUGUCCGUCGAGCUGAAGAACUGCGACGCGGACACACUGCCGGGCACGGAGCGGUACGUCUACUACGAGGCAGUGUCCUGCCGCUGCUCCGUCUGCAAGUCCAGCGAGGCCAGCUGCGAGGGACUGCGCUACCGGGGCCAGCGCUCCGGCAACAAACACUGACUCAUAUUGUAAUAUUAAUUUGUGUACAGUUAUGGUAGAGCGUUGCAAAGAAUAAUUUUUUGCGUUGCUUGUGUUUGACCAUCUCAAUAAAUAUGAACUAAAGCCAAAUAUACUUGAUUAGAAACAUCAGAUUUUUU